CAGCACCCAAAAACCUCAGAUUCUCUAGUCCUAGGUUUAACUAACGCCAGGACCACCAUCAAACUCCCGAAAGAAUCCUCAACCUUAAACCUUAAACUUUCAUCCCAAAUGUUGGACAUGAUAGAGCCCUUAAGAGAAGUGAGGGACGGGUACCUAAUUUCUCUGAAUCUAGGCUCACCCCCACAGGUCGUACAAGUGUAUAUGGAUACCGGGAGUGAUCUCACUUGGGUGCCUUGUGGAAAUCUCUCUUUCAAUUGCAUUGAUUGUGACGACUAUACAAACAAUACCCCCAUGUCCAAUUACUCACCGUCGCAUUCGUCUUCUUGUGUUCGGGAUUCUUGCGCUAGUCAGUUUUGUAUCGAUGUUCAUAGCUCUGAUAAUCCUUACGAUCCUUGUUAUAUUGCUGGUUGCUCGUUAAGUACCCUAAUGAAGGCCACUUGCUCAAGGCCAUGCCCUACCUUCGUGUACACGUAUGGGGAAGGUGUUGUUGCGGGUACUCUAACCAGGGAUACGUUAAGAGUCCAUGGAAAUACUGAAGGUGUUACUAGAGAGAUAGCCAAUUUCGACUUUGGGUGCGUAGGAUCAACUUAUAGAGAGCCCAGGGGAAUUGCAGGGUUUGGGAAAGGUUCGCUUUCUCUACCUUCUCAGUUAGGUUUUCUCCAAAAGGGCUUCUCUCAUUGUUUCUUGGCUUUCAAGUUCGCCAACAACCCUAAUAUUUCUAGCCCAUUGGUUGUUGGAGAUCUUGCAAUAUCUUCAAAGGAACAUUUGCAGUUCACUCAAAUGUUGAAGAAUCCCAUGUAUCCAAAUUCCUAUUAUAUCGGGCUAGAGGGUAUAACUCUCGGCACUGGCUCGGGUUCCAUGAUUCGAGUUCCUACAAACUUGAGAGAUUUUGAUUCAUCCGGAAAUGGGGGUAUGUUGAUAGAUUCAGGAACAACAUACACUCAUUUACCCCAACCAUUCUUCUCUCAACUUCUCGCGGAACUUGAAUCAGUCAUCGACCACCCUCGAGCUACUGAGGUGGAGGAACGAACGGGGUUUGAUCUCUGCUAUAGGGUUCCAUGUACCAACAACGUUACAAACGGUAUGAAAAUUAUGGAUGUGGAUGACCAUCUUCUUCCUUCAAUCACAUUCCACUUCUUGAACAAUGUGAGCCUGGUUUUACCCCAAGGGAACAACUUCUAUGCAAUGAAUGCACCUCGAAACUCGACAGUGGUCAAGUGUUUGUUGUUCCAAAGUAUGGAUGAUGAAGAUUAUGGACCAGCUGGGGUUUUUGGGAGCUUUCAACAACAGAAUGUGGAGGUUGUGUAUGACAUGCAGAAGGAGAGAAUAGGGUUCCAAACAAUGGAUUGUGCCUCUUCUUUAGCUUUCCAACAACUUCACAAACCUUAA
Cynara cardunculus var. scolymus (artichoke) is the source of this 1389-nucleotide messenger RNA. Its product is annotated as probable aspartyl protease At4g16563. The coding region runs from base 109 to 1389 and encodes 426 amino acids. Gene Ontology annotation, cellular component: extracellular region. Gene Ontology annotation, biological process: proteolysis. The transcript has a single exon. Gene Ontology annotation, molecular function: aspartic-type endopeptidase activity. The record is from RefSeq and is a predicted model, not a curated record. NCBI's taxonomy places the organism in Eukaryota, Viridiplantae, Streptophyta, Magnoliopsida, Asterales, Asteraceae.